Abrus precatorius (Indian licorice) is the source of this 1259-nucleotide messenger RNA. Its product is annotated as probable aquaporin NIP5-1. The record is from RefSeq and is a predicted model, not a curated record. Gene Ontology annotation, molecular function: channel activity. Gene Ontology annotation, biological process: transmembrane transport. NCBI's taxonomy places the organism in Eukaryota, Viridiplantae, Streptophyta, Magnoliopsida, Fabales, Fabaceae. Gene Ontology annotation, cellular component: membrane. The transcript has 4 exons. The coding region runs from base 348 to 1247 and encodes 299 amino acids.
AUGAUUCCAUUCCAACCUUAACAAAAACAAACUCUACUCUUAAAAACCUCAUACAUGCUCCAUUUCCUAAUCCCACCAUUUCAUACCUCCUCUUUCUAACUCCCAACUUUCCAAACCUGGCUCCCUUUUCUCCCUCCAUUCCUUAACAUCACUUUUAUAAAAACCUUCCCAUUAUGUAAAACUACCCCUUUCUACCUUAAAGACUACACAAAAAAACCCAAAAAAAAUAUUUGUUUCUCCUUACGUUUGAUAAACCAUGUAGUGGUACCCUUUGGUAUAUCCACUAUUCUAUCUAGUUAUUUUUUUUAGGUUUGUUUAUAUUUGUGAAUUAAAAAAAAAAAAAAAGAAUGCCGGAAUCGGAGACAGGGACGCCUACGGCUGCGUCGGUGCCGGCAACGCCGGAUACUCCGGGAGGGCCACUAUUCACGUCGCUGCGAGUUGACUCACUGUCCCACACGCGUGACUCGUUUGCAAUGGCUCGGUGCAAGUGUUUGCCAACUAAGGGUGAUAGCUGCUUCAAUGACUUCUCGGUUGGGGUUCCAAUUCCCAACGUGUCUCUCGCGCAAAAGAUUGGAGCAGAGUUUGUGGGGACCUUCAUAUUGAUAUUUGCUGCAACGGCUGGACCCAUAGUGAACAACAAGUACAAUGGAGCAGAGACAUUGAUGGGGAAUGCAGCUUGUGCUGGAUUAACAGUGAUGUUCAUUAUUCUCUCAAUUGGUCACAUCUCAGGUGCACACCUAAACCCAUCACUCACCAUUGCCUUUGCAGCAUUUCGGCAUUUCCCAUGGACCCAUGUCCCAGCAUACAUAGCUGCACAGGUCUCUGCCUCCAUCUGUGCCUGUUUUGCUCUCAAAGGUGUUUACCAUCCUUUUCUCUCUGGUGGUGUCACUGUUCCUUCUGUCAGCAUUGGCCAAGCUUUUGCCACUGAGUUUAUUAUCACUUUUAUUCUCUUGUUUGUCGUCACUGCUGUUGCUACUGAUACUCGUGCGGUUGGUGAAUUGGCAGGAAUUGCUGUUGGUGCUACAGUUUUGCUUAACAUUCUCAUCUCAGGGCCAACAAGUGGGGGUUCGAUGAAUCCGGUGCGUACGUUGGGUCCAGCAGUUGCUGCAGGAAAUUACAAACAUUUAUGGAUAUAUUUGGUGGCACCAACACUUGGUGCACUCGCUGGUGCAGGCGUUUACACGCUGGUGAAGCUGCGAGACAGCGAGGCUGAACCACCGCGACAAGUUAGGAGCUUCCGUCGCUAGUUCUAAUAACUA